Penicillium odoratum is the source of this 1011-nucleotide messenger RNA. Its product is annotated as D-mandelate dehydrogenase-like dehydrogenase. The transcript has 5 exons. NCBI's taxonomy places the organism in Eukaryota, Fungi, Ascomycota, Eurotiomycetes, Eurotiales, Aspergillaceae. Bases 1 to 1011 code for a protein of 336 amino acids. The record is from RefSeq and is a predicted model, not a curated record. Gene Ontology annotation, cellular component: cytosol. Gene Ontology annotation, molecular function: NAD binding; hydroxypyruvate reductase [NAD(P)H] activity; glyoxylate reductase (NADPH) activity.
AUGGGCUCUAACGAAGUCGGUAACAAGAUCCUACUUCUUGGUGACAUCGACCAUGCACAAAAGGCCUGGAAUGGAUUGAGCGAGCUCGGCGAGCUGCUGAAAUCGACCGCAAGUAACCGUGCUGAAUUUCUCGAGGAAUGCCGCAAUGGGAAAUACGAUGGCGUUGUCGCCAUUUACCGCACCUUCCAAUCCGCGGGCUUCACUGGCCUCAUUGAUGAAGAGCUGAUCAAUGCUUUACCAAGCUCAUUGAAAUACAUGGCACACUGCGGAGCCGGAUAUGACAUGAUAGAUGUUCACGCUUGCAGCGCUCGCAAUCCUCCUAUUCGAGUUUCCAACGUUCCCACCGCAGUGGACGAUUCUACUGCAGAUGUGACCAUGUUUCUUAUUCUAGGUGCUCUACGCAACUUCAACGGUGGCAUGCACGCCCUCCGUGAAGGCAGAUUCCGUGGCCCGACUGGCCUUGGCCAUGACCCGGAGGGCAAAGUUCUAGGGAUCUUGGGAAUGGGUGGUAUUGGACGAAAUCUGAAGAAGAAAGCAGAGGCAUUUGGUAUGAAGGUUAUUUACCACAACCGACGCCAAUUGAGUGAGGAGCUUUCGGGUGGAGCUCAGUAUGUGACCUUCGAUGAAUUGCUCUCGACUAGCGAUGUGCUCAGCUUGAACCUGCCUUUGAACAAAAAUACUCGUCACAUUAUCGGCAAGGCGGAAUUUGCUAAGAUGAAGGACGGCGUAGUUGUUGUUAACACCGCCCGUGGAGCGGUCAUGGAUGAGGCCGCCCUUGUUGAUGCUCUUGACAGUGGCAAAGUAUUCUCUGCCGGCCUUGACGUCUUUGAAGAGGAACCGAAGAUUCACCCUGGCCUGUUGAGUAAUCAGAAUGUGAUACUGGUGCCUCACAUGGGCACUUGGACUGUUGAGACUUUGACCGCAAUGGAAGGAUGGGCCAUUAGUAACAUUCGCCAGGCUCUUGAGACUGGAAAGCUCAAAAGUCCUGUCCCUGAGCAGUCUGAUCUGUAA